GUGAAUCGUGAGAGCUGUAGCUGUCAAACUGUAAUCGGACUUCCGGAUUUCUUGGAUCUCUCUGACUACAGAAUAAAUGAGACUGAGGCAAUUACGCGGCAAAUUCCCAAGGAUCUGUGAAAUAACCGCACAUGAGCAAACUGAACAUGUCACGUGCCGAAAAGGCUGAUCAUUAUGUUGCCAUGAUUGGACCGUUAAAUGUAAAUGAACAGUGGGGAAAGCAUUGGCAAUGUACGGGUGUAAAUAAUGCAAUUACGGGAAUGUUUGGUGCAAAUACGACGUUGUGUUUUCAGGCGAAGGAUGAUGGAUCACCAGGCGAUUCAGAUGCGAUAUUGCCCUUGGUCCCGGGUUUAAACAGCCAACCAUCUAUUUACCCGUUUGCAUGGAGAGCCCAGCUGCAUUCAACACUAGUGUUGAAAGAAAAGCAAAUGCGCAUAGCUGUAUGCCGUCAUGUCGCACUGAGCAUUUGUGCGCAUCACUAAUGGGAAGAAUGCACGCUGUCACACACAACCAUGAUCUAGUCACCUUUGGUGCUGGAGUUGGUCACUUGCACGUCAGCGAUAUCACUCGUUCCGUGAGAGGCAUGUACAUGUAUUUCAUCAACGACCAGUGAAAACAGAACUACAAUAGCCAUAUAUACCGGUAUAUGCAUAGACUUCAGGGAAGGCCACUGCAUACCAGCAGCGCUUCCCUUUGUUCGGGAUACAACGAAGAUAGCCGAACUGCUUUCGCUCCCAGCUGAAGUGAGGGCUGACUUGCGGCUAGUAUCGAUAUCGGCAGUGGUACCACAUUUUUGGCAGUUAUUUGUAAUCGCAGCCUGAAAGCGUCUUUGCUCGUUCGUGCAAUCUUUUACCUAUGCAUCAUCUGACGGCUUGAAAUAGCAUUUGGUUUCUUCUGAGAGCGAUGGCGUCGGCUUUAGUCACCACUUUGGUGGUCAUUGCAGUGCCGUUUUUUGUCCUGGGCGUACUGGGCAAUGUUGGCGUCGUGUUCAGCGUGGUUAUGACACCUUCCCUCCGGACCCGAGCAAACGCCAUCAUCGUUAGUCUGACCACAAGUUGCCUAGCUUUCCUGAUCACUGUGGUCCCCUUCACCCUCGACUCCUUCAUUCACAGCGACUGGCGGUUCGCCCUCUGGUACUGCCACGCCACGGCCUACCUUGCCUUCGGUUUCAUCGGGAUCACCGUCUUCAACAUCGCUGCGCUCUCGCUCUACCGAUACUUCUGCGUCGUCCACCCCACGAGGAUGUUCUUGAGGAGCGUGACUAACUUGGUAAUGUUAAUUUCUCUGGCUUGGUUUAUCCCACUCGCGACCCAAAUUGUGAUCUCUGUUUGCCACAUCGCGCACACAAAGUACGUCCCCGCGUACGGCCGGUGCGUCCUCAUUAAAUCAGGCAAGGACUCCGCACUUUACAACAUCCUCGUGCUGGGUGGAUUUCUUCCAACCCUGGGACUGACUCUGUAUAGUUACGCAGGGAUUUAUAUCAGGGUUCGUGCGAGUGCUAGGAGACUUCGCCAACAGGCUGGGAGGAACUCCCGGCCAAACCUUCAACUCGAGGAAGUGAAUACUGAGGGGCUACCCGCCGGAAGAAGACAAUCAACGAACACAAAGCAGAAUCGGAUGCCAAGCUCCAAUAGGAAUUCGAGGGCCAAUCGCGGGCACCAGAGCAAUCUGACUCAGAUCUGCGUGGUGGUGUUCGCGCUGUUUAUGGUGUGCUACGGCCCCAUUGUCACACUUACUGCUGUCUACGCCCGUGAUAACUUUCCAGCUCAGGCAUACAUGAUAUGCACCGUCGUCUACUGGCUGGGGAGCUGUCUUCACCCACUAGUUUACGCAAUCUUGCAGCCCAAGAUAAGACGUUUCUUCCUCCGGCUUAUAAACUGUUGCCGUACGCCAGCGAACCAGGCCAUUUCAGAGUCCUCCGUAGGUGCUACCAUACCAUGUACCGGACGAGAAACGUGAAGUGCACACAUGUGAAAUUGAUAAAUUUUUGGUUUAAGAAUAUUAAAUAAUCACUAGAACUGCAGUAAAAUAAGAUCAUCGUUGAGACUGAAAGUUUACACCGGUUAAAAUGACGGAAGUAAUUUCAGAACCAAGAACUUAAACCAUAGAGCCUUCAAUCGCACAUGGACUGUAGACCAAGUUUCGAAAAGUCUGUUUAUUAACGUCUCAAUACAGUGAUUCUUCAAAAUAACCUGGCUACUGUCGAAAAUUAACAUCUACAGUUCUCACUGAUGCACAUCUAGUCUUCAGCCCCAGCCAAGUAAGUUGGACACGGCACGGGGCUUGUUCACUUCUCUACGACGAAGGUUGGUACCCUAAACUGAGCAGGAAUCCCAGUAAAAGUUACUGUUCAUCUCUAGGUCUUAAUUCAUUGUUCACCAGGCCCUUAAAUCUGUCAUCUACAUUCUACACACCUCAAGAAAAGAUCAAAAUGUAAAUUAAAAUCCAAAUCCAAUUGGUUUGUUAGAAAAUGUGCUAUCUUCAUGGGGCAGGUUCGCAGCUCCUUAUUUCUGCUUGCCGAUAUUAAAUGAAACAAAAUGAACUGAUGGUUCCUUUGAAAUACGACGGUUUUGUCCAUAGUUACUCUCAAAUUGCAAAGCACUCUUCGAAUGAAUGGAACAACCGUAGCAGUCAGGAAUCUUAAAAUUUGGAAGAACAGCGUUAUUUUACUUCCAAAACUUCAUCUUCUUCCCAUGAAAACUAAAGAAGGUGAAAAGCAGCAUCCUUGUUUGCAAUCUUAACACCAAAUUAAAAAUUUCCAACGCAUGGGAACAUUAAUGCCAUUUUUUGCAUGAUUGAUUUUAAUUUAAAUGAAAAUGUGAUUUCCACAAGCUUGCGUUAUUUUGACAAUGGCUACUGGAACACACAGGAAGCUGAAUCGAAGACGGUUUUGUUGGCUGAGUGGAUUAAUCUGCCAGUGAUUUUAAUAUUUAUAUAUAUUCUCAUGACCUCUCAAGUGAAAUGAUACCGUGAAGUUUGAUAUGUACAAUUGCUACCGCUUUCUAUUUUUUUUUGUUCCAGCAGAAAAUGUGAUAUUUGUCAUUUUAAACGAGAUAUCAAGAAGGGCUUUCAUUUAUCACAGCCAUUUUUUGGUCCAUAUCAUGAAUGCUAUAAGGCAAGUGGUUUGCGUUGACACCACGUAGCACAAACUGUCUCUUUUGUGAGCUUGUGUGGCUCUGAAAUGAAUCAUUAUUACAACCUUAUGGCUUUCUCAUCAGACGAUAGAACUUGUUUUUGGCAGAGCAGCUUUAGGGAGGCAUAUUACGAUGUAAAACAAAGAAAAAAAGAUUCAGGCUAGGUCUACGUUUUCAGGAGACGCAAAAUACAACUUUUUAUCUUUUGUUACUCAUUCAUGGCCAGUCCAGGGACAAUUACUAAUCACAGUCACAAAACACUUGGUUUGGUUUCACGCACUGGCAACGAAAAACCGUAUCUAUGUGCAUAUUGAAUUCAAAUGACAUCUGCAGAAAUAGAUGAAAAAAAAGAAAAGGAAAAAGAAAAACACUCUACAACAGGUGCACUGUAGAAAAGGUGCUUAGUAUUUAAACACUGUUCAAAGUCCUUUUUGGUGCACAAUUUUUCAACACGUCGCACCCACGAAAGGCUUUUGGGAAAGUACCUAAAUUCUAAGUGGUUUUCACAAAGCUAAUCGUGUACCUUGGAAACACCUUUUUUAUCCGGCACCAGUAGUGAGUAAUCCUUCAUCGAUUUCUCUUCAAGAGUGUGGAUCAGUGUCUCUAUAAUGUCAGACAUUGUAACUGGAACAUCGAGGAGAGGAAUGUCACCUUGAUGCUCGCUUGAAAUUUCCCCGUCAACCGCCAACCUGACAGGCGAGGCCUUGCUGCUUAUUUUUAAUUAGGUUUUCAGGGUCGUUUGCUGGAGCUGAACAAUUUGUGAUUUCCGGGGGAGCUGUUGUGGGCAGUUACGGUUAAUUGCUUCUCCCAAUAGCGCGGUGAUUCUGACAAGCAAAGAGUUAAUGCGUUAUUAUUGUAACUAUCGAUUUCUCACCCCUACGAGAAAUGAUUUGAUGGAAGGACUGCAUACAGUACAAUAGUGACAUGUAAUUGGAUCAGUUCGCCGUUUCUUUUCUAUGCGUGUAUAUCUAUGCACUCAAGAGAGAAUAACUUACAUGAUGAAAAAUAUUGUCAUUUUUCUUUAAGAAUUAAACUGAGCCAUAUUCACGAGAAGAUGGAACGUUUUAAAAUUAAUAACAUUUUCAAACAUUUUCCCAGGUGCAUCCUGUUAUGAAUAAACAGUACCAAGCGGGCUGAAGAUAUAUUCUGUUUAUUAAGGGGAUAAUUCAUCACUCCACAUCCUUCAAGGGGCAGGCGAUUAUGCUUUUCUGUAAUUCGACGGGAUGUGAGUCAUAUUUUCAUUCUGUUGCCAGUCAUUUGUUUUCCUUCUUUUAAUAAGAAAAUUAGUACUGCUGACGGUUCUAGCUAAAUGUGAAAUAAAACCAAAUGCAAAAACCAAUGGAUACUGCAA
This is a messenger RNA of Acanthaster planci (crown-of-thorns starfish), 4485 nucleotides long. Its product is annotated as allatostatin-A receptor-like. Lineage: Eukaryota; Metazoa; Echinodermata; Asteroidea; Valvatida; Acanthasteridae. The record is from RefSeq and is a predicted model, not a curated record. Gene Ontology annotation, cellular component: membrane. Gene Ontology annotation, molecular function: G protein-coupled receptor activity. Gene Ontology annotation, biological process: G protein-coupled receptor signaling pathway.